GAUAAUUCAAUAAUCGAAACUGUAGACGAGGAAAUGGAUAUCGAAGCGGAAAUAAACGAAUCAAGCGAAUUUCGAAGUUCUAUUCAUGAAGCAAUAUCGCAAAUAGAUUUAUGUUUGCAGGAACAUAAAGUCAAACAUAAUGGUGGGCAUGAUCCAAAUGGCUCUUUGAGUUCAAGUUCUAUGGUUAACAGUUCAUAUUCUGAUGGCAAGAAAAAUGUUCGCCUACCAAAGCUGAAUUUAAAACAUUUUAAAGGAGAUCCAAUCAAAUUUCAAGCAUUCUGGGACUCAUUUGAAACCACAAUUCAUAAUAAUGAGGAUGUAUCGGAUGUGAGUAAAAUGAGUUAUUUGGUUAGUUUACUGGAGGGACCAGCUUAUCGGUAGACUUGGAUCAAGUCCGUCGCUCUAGAGUCCGAGUCGCGAAGCGACGAGAUCGAGCGCGCCGCGAAGCGGCGCGCGGCUUUCCCGCGUUAUUGCACCUCGCGCUCUCCCUCGGACUCUAGAGAGACGGACUUGAUCCAAGUCUACUUAUUCGGCUGUAGCUGGCCUUUCGCUUACAAGUGCAAAUUAUAAAACUGCAGUAGAUACAUUGAAAGAACGAUUCGGUUGUGAAGAAGUAGUUAUAUCGGCCCACAUGGAUGCCCUACUUAAAUUGCCAGGAGCUAAUACAAAUUCAGAUACAAAGAAAUUAAGAGGAAUAUAUGAUGAAGUAGAGCAACAUGUACGUGGUUUGAAAGCAGUCGGAAUUAGCAGUGAGCAGUAUGGAAAAUUACUUGUUCCUAUUUUGAUGAAUAAAAUCCCUCAAGAAUUGCAACUGAUAAUAACAAGGAAAUUGGAAAGGAAAAAUGGGAUUUAGAUGCAUUACAGAAUCUUUCAAGGAGGAACUGGAAGCUAGAGAGAUGUGCAAGGAAUGAUGAUAAAGGAAAGGUGGGGGUGGUCGGAAUGGAAUGAUGAUAAAGGAAAGGUGGGGGUGGUCGAAGGUAUGCAACUACGGCAGAGGCAUUACUAGCUCAAGGUCAGUAUGAGAGAAAAGGGGGUGGCAUAACAUGUACGUACUGUCGUGGUAGUCAUCCUAGUGCUCAAUGCCAUGUGAUAACUGACGUGCAGGCCAGAAGAGAAGUUCACAAGAGCAAAGGUAAAUGUUACAAUUAUUUAAGGGCAGGACACAUCAGUUAUCAAUGCCAGUCAAUCACAAAAUGUUAUGUUUGUGGAUACAGGCAUCAUAUCAGUAUAUGUCCAAGGAGGGCCCAUCCAUCAAAUUUCCCAAAGAAGAAUGAUUCUUCACAGUCUCCACCAGGUCUCCCAGAUUCACCCAAAUCCAAUCCUACAGCAACUGUAUUCUCAGAUACAGAAGAUGGAAUUUUAUUGCAAACUGCCACAGCUCCUGUGUGUAAUCCUAGACGUCCUGAAAAGAUCGUGAGUGCACGAAUUCUAUUUGACAGUGGGUCUCAAAAAACUUAUAUUUCAAAGAGGUUAAAAGAUGCCCUCGGUUUGUCCCCAUUAAAAUCGGACAGACUUAUUAUUAAAACAUUCGGUACGGCGGGAGAAAUGGUGAAAACCUGUGAAGAAGUUCAAGUUAGUGUACAGGGAAAUCGAGAUUUGAAUCUUUAUCUGACAACCCAUUGUGUGCCAAUUAUAUGUGCCCCUUUGCAAAUUAAAUAAUUGAAGUAGCAGUGCGAUAAUUUCCUCAUCUAGAAGGUUUAGAGUUAGCUGAUUCUGUCCAUGAUAAAUCAGAAUUAAAAGUUGAUCUGUUAGUUGGGUCAGAUUUCUAUUGGCAGUUUAUGACUGGAAGAGUCCAAAAGGGGAGGCUGGGCCCACUGCAAUUGGAUUUUAUCUGUGGAUAUUUUAAAGUGGAUUUUAUCUGGUCCAUCAAUCUCUACGAAUGCUCGCUCUGUAUCAGCAAAUCUUACACAGACACAUGUCUUAAGAAUCGCAGAAGCACCAGGGGCGCCGGAAGCAAUGUGAAGCGACGGGGGCAGCCAUUUCAAAAGGGCACUUCAUUUUUCUGGGCAGCAAUAUUUCAUGUUAAACUAUACUGCAUUGAUACUCGAUUACUUGUGGCUAUUAUGGGUCGGCAAACUUCGACAUUAAUUUUAAACAAUUUUAUUCGUUGCACCAUGCUAAAGGCGCAAAAUAAAAUCAGUAAACGAACGUAUAUUGCUUGAUUUAGCAUUAAUUUUACUACAACUGAUUAAAAAUUAAGCAAAGAUUGCUUACUGAAAUGCUGUACAGUCCGAUCUGCGUAUGUGCACAAAGAAUCGAGCCCUCUUUUUAUUAUACAAACAGUUUAAUUACGUUUUUAUUUCAUUUUAUGUUCCUGCAAAGCUUGAUUGUUGUGUCUUGAUAAUUUAUCAUACUCUAGAAUCAUGAAAAUAUAAAUAGUUUUCGAAUAAAAUUCUAUAUUUUGGAUACCGAAAUGUGAACAAAGCCUUUGUUGACUGUACCGCAUCUUUAAACAUUGCUUAAAAAAUAGUUCUAAAUUCCAAUUUCUGUGAAUAAUGCAUAAAUUUCCUCGCAAAUUUCGAGGCGCAGUUCUGGCAAAAAGGGCAACCUGUUGCCCCCGUGCUGCCCCCCGCUGCCCCCGUAGCUCCGGCGCCCCUGAGAAGCCCCUGAUCCUGUUGUUGAUCCUCUGCGAGAGGAUCUGUCAAAGUUCUGGUUGCUAGAGUCUAUGGGUAUACAACCGAACGAUGAACAUUCUGUACAUGAACAAUUUCUAGACAACAUAGAAACUGAUGGAGAGCGUUACCAAGUCAAGCUUCCUUUUAAGCAAACACACCCAAUAAUACCAGACAAUUAUCAGAACUCUUUGGUAAGGUUGGGUUCACUUGUUAAACGGCUGCGGGGUGAACCUGAGCUCCUUAGAGAGUAUGAUAACAUUCUUAAAGAGCAAAGGAAAACCGGUGUGAUUGAAGAUGCCUCAGAAGGCCCCGUAUCAGUAGGCGAAGUUUACUAUAUUGUCCACCACUGUGUUGUCAGACAAGACAAGGACACCACAAAGGUACGUGGGUGUAUGAUGCAUCAGCAGAAUCAAAGGGGAUCUCAUUAAAUAAUUGUUUACAUUCUGGUCCCUGUCUUGUACCCACUCUAUUUGAUAUUAUGUUGAGAUUUCGCUGUCAUCUGUUUGCCUUGGUGGGAGACAUAGAAAAAGCAUUUCUUCAAAUUGAGAUUGCACCUGAGCACAGAGACUUUCUUCGGUUCCUGUGGAUAGAUGAUAUUAGUAACGAACAGCCAAAUAUUAUUGUCCAACGAAUGACAAGAGUUACACUCGGAGUUACUGCCUCACCAUUUCUGUUAGCAGCUACCUUGCAAUAUCAUAUUGCAAAGUACUACUCUAUUGAACCCAAAAUUGUAGACAACCUGCUUCGAUCGUUUUGUGUUGAUGACCUCGCCUCGGGUGAAGAUUCUUAUCAGAAAACAUAUGAACUGUACGAAAGGGCAAAAUCUAUUCUACAAGAAGGGGAUUUAGAGACAAGAGUAACACCGUUGAAACAACAACGCUUACCGAGAUUGGAGCAUUAAGUCUUGCAAGACUUGUAUCAGCUGUUCGGAAAGCCAAUGAGCCUGUCAUCCCUAUCAGUGCGAUCUACUAUUGGACUGAUUCAAUUACCACAUUGUAUUGGAUACAGGGAACUAGCAAAGAGUUUAAGCAAUUCGUGGAGAACAGAGUAGCGGAAAUCAGAGAAUUGAGUGACGUAGAGGGCUGGCGACAUGUACCUGGGAAAUCCAAUCCUGCAGAUCUACCAUCUCGAGGUGUUCGGUUGGAAGAUUUAGCUGAUAAUAGUUUAUGCUGGAAUGGUCCAACUUGGCUUCACGAAUCUGAAGAACAUUGGCCUCAAUUCAAGAAUGCAGAGCCUGACGAAGCAGCGGAGAAAGAAAUGAAGUUGAGCGAAAGAUCGUUAGCGAAGUCGGACGGUUCUACACACGUGUCAGUAACUCAAGUUCAGAACAGGCGUAUAAAUCUAGAACUAUUAAUCGAUCCAAAAAGAUACAGUUCUUCAUUGAAAUUAUAUAGGGUUACAGCUCUGGUAUUAAGAUUUGUGAAAAUACUCAAACACAAUUGCAAGGCGGCAGAUAGUCGACAGUGGAAUCGUGUCACAACUGACGAGAUAAAAGAAGCGGAAGUGCUAUGGUUCCAAACCGUUCAGAGAACCAUUAUCGAUGGUAGGAAAUUCUCACAAGUUCAAAGGUCUCUAGGACUUUACAGCAACGAUUCAAAGCUUCUACGUUGUAAAGGAAGAAUAUCUAAAACGGACAUACCGACAGAAACGAAGAAUCCGAUUAUUUUACCGAACUACCAUCACUUAACUUCGAUUAUAAGUCGUGAGUGUCAUGAACGAGUGCUUCAUAAUGGGGUGCAAGACACCUUAUGCUGUUUAAGAGAACGAUUCUGGAUUGUCAAAGGUAGACAAACAGUUAAACGUGUGAUUGGGAAGUGCGUAACUUAUCGUAAAUUCGGUUGCUAA
Paramuricea clavata is the source of this 4460-nucleotide messenger RNA. Lineage: Eukaryota; Metazoa; Cnidaria; Anthozoa; Malacalcyonacea; Plexauridae. The record is from the annotation of a GenBank genome assembly.